Salvia miltiorrhiza (redroot sage) is the source of this 1441-nucleotide messenger RNA. RefSeq lists its product as uncharacterized. The record is from RefSeq and is a predicted model, not a curated record. NCBI's taxonomy places the organism in Eukaryota, Viridiplantae, Streptophyta, Magnoliopsida, Lamiales, Lamiaceae. Bases 31 to 1332 code for a protein of 433 amino acids. Gene Ontology annotation, biological process: proteolysis. The transcript has 4 exons. Gene Ontology annotation, molecular function: cysteine-type peptidase activity.
ACCCAGGAUUACAACGAGCAGUGGCGGGCCAUGAAUCAGUCUGUUCAGGGCGACUACACACCGGCGGAGCAGACUUUUGACUGGUCGACCCAGGUCUACCCUCAUUGGUCUUCCCCAUUCCUGAAGCCGCAGUAUAGAACAGAGACCCCGAUAUUCUUUGCUGAACCGCUCACUUCUAUUGCACCACAUGAGUGGGGACAGUCCAGUUCGGCAGGACAGGCUCAGACGGAGGAGCCUGAGCCACAGGCAGAGCAGCCACAGGUACUGCUGCUGCAGCACCUAGAGCAGCCGCCGGCAGAGCAGCCGCCAGCAGAGCAGCCACCAGCAGAGCCCCCGCGUCGCAGUCAGAGGGUGAGGCGUCCGUCUAACUUUCAGAGAUCGCCUUGGGUUAAUAGCCGAAUGCCACGUCCAGUGACACAAUACUGCAGUGACCAUUAUGAGAAGUGGAUGGCUAGGUGUCGAGAGGGUAGGGGUGGUGAGAUUUAUGUCAAGGCAAGUGGUGGUUUGCGGGAGUACGACGACUUCGCGCGGGUGGAUAAUGUCAGCCAGGAAUUCACAACUGGGGAUAUUGACUUGUAUUUCUUAAGCUUGAGAAAUAGACUUCGAGCUUCAGCAGAUUUACUGGAUGACGUAGAUAUGAAUAACACAAUCAUAUUAGACACGGAUUGGUUUAUAUACCUCCAGGGCGAGUGGGACGCUCUAUUGGAGAAGUGGGCAAGAAGUGAGUUUACUCCAGAGGAGUAUCAUAUAUUGACGCAUGGAGCAGUAGCUGAUGGUUGGCUGCCCCGGAUAGACUGGCUCUGCCAAAUACGUGGAAAAGCCGUUAAGGGCAAUGAACUUCCUCCUGGUCAUAUAGGAUGGAUGGAUGCCACACAGGUUCUCAUGCCAGUCAUAAUUGGCCACCAUUUUGUCCUAUGUCGGAUCCGGUUAGGAGAAUUGGUUUGCGAGGUCUAUGACCCAGUAUUCCACAAGCUAUCACCUCGACAGCAGGAUGGUCGAGUUGGUGAACUACUGCCUUUACUGAGAUUGUUGCCAAUUGUCCUUCAGUUGGCGAGGUGGCUAGACGACACAUCCAUUGAUUCGACAGUGGCAAAGGAGAAGUACCCACUUAUGACGGCGGUGUUUGCUCCAGCGGAGGUUCAGUUUCACCAGCAGGACUCUGUCAGCUGCGGGCCUUUCGUCUGCAUGUAUGCAGAACGACUGAUAUCUGGCUCUCCAUCCAUUGAGUGGGGUAACCACAACGUGGCGGCAUACAGGGCCAAGAUUGCUAGAUCUAUAUUUUCGUUGUGUGAAACUAGGAAAGCCCGUAUCACUAGACUUGGUUCUGCAUAGUUUUGUAUAUUGUUACAUUAAUGUGUGCUUCUAUUUGGUUAUUCAACGAGCAUUAUUUCCUGUAAAUCAUUCCAGCUUAUCGAAUAAUAAGAUAAUUCAAUCAAUAUCA